ACUACCGCACCAAGCACCACCAUGAAAUGGUGCAAAGUUUUCUGCUGACGUAAACAUGACUUUCCUGAUAACUGUUAAGUAUUGCUAUGAAAUUGGGCCCAGGACGUACUCGUACAUGUAGGCUUACUUCAAUAACCUCACUGAUUGAUUUAUUUUGCGGGGAGAAUUCUGUGUCCAUGUCAUCGGAGCAUCACAGUUUUUGAGUGUCAACACCAAUAUAUUUAAAAAGGGAUACCAGUUGAUUUUAGGGGGAUUUUUUAGCCAGUAAAAGAGGAAGAACUAAAAAAAAAUUUCAAAAAUGUGGUAUUCCUGUCCGACACUUGAAAUUUUGAUGGUAAGUACAUUUACAUGUAGGUCUUUCCCUUCUAUAGUUUUCUCCUCUUGAACAAUGAUACCAAUUAUAGCACAUGUACAUUAUUUAAUGCCUUGUGCAGAAUGGCUGCUGAAUGGAAUGUGAAUAAGCGGCAUUUGUAUUACGGUGAGACUCGGAAUAGAGAUUCAAUUCCGAAAAUAUGAAAAUACAACAGCUGGAGUCGGCUUCCUCUUGCAUUGGCAUUUCUUCUCUUGCCCAUCCGGGAAGCCAGCACUGCAUCCAGCAGUCCAGCCCCUUCCAGAAAAAAAAAAGUCAUCCAGAAUUUUAUAACAAGGCUUAACCUCAUAUUUUCUGUCAAACAACUGGUGUAGUGAUGCAUUGACAUUGGCAGUGAAAACAGACUACACGUAGCUGCAAAAAAAAGUGCUCACAUGUUGCUAACUUGUUAUUAAACAAAAUUCUUCAAAAUUUGUAAGGUCCUCAGUAUUUCACUUGAAGACUGAGAGCGUAAUACAAAUGUGAAUGGAGACUUUCUUAAUGGUAGUACUGAACCCCCAGAUUUCCAGGACACCUUCACAUGCUUCCUAAAUUAGUCAUCCUACCGUGCACGGAGCAGUGUGCCUGAUGGGCAUUUUCAGAAUGACUGUCAGUGCCAUACUCCCUUCCGUGAAAAUUCGAACUGUUUUCCAAGUUUGCCGUGUUCAAUUUGCAGUCAUCCGUUUUUAUCUAUUCCACACAUUUCACUGUGUAGAUUAGUCCAGGAAAUGUUACAGUAUACAUGUACAUGUGCGUUUGAGGAAGUGUGACUGUACAUGGUUCUGUAUGUCAUACAGUAUUUCAAAGUUCCAAAUGUGGGACCUUGGCCGGACUGUGGUCGUGGAUAAAGUUACAUGUUCCUACAUGUUUAUGCACGCGUACUAGUACUGUACACGUACACUUGGAAUAGAGUACAACAUGCUUGCAUUUUUAUUUCACAACCAUGCCAAUUUUUAAUACAUGUACUCGAUAUAAUGAACAGCAAACCCUGGACUGAGAAAAUAAACCAUAUUUCAAACUCCCAAGAUAAUGCUUUAGCAAUCAUAUACAUGAUAUCAUGUACAUGCAAUCACAUUCUAGUUGGUAUUGGACCAGAGUUGGACAGUGGUUUGCUCAGUAAAAUCCCCUUGAAUCGGAGUUGAUGUGGUUGCAAAUUCUGUCCUGUCAUUUGCAUAUUUUGUAAUGACAAGUGCUGUUAUCUCUGCCAAACUCUUUAAGUCCCUGUUGAGAGACUACAUGUACAUGCUGCUCUGCACAGGUUUAACUGUCAUUAAGGGGAGCAGCUAAAGCCCAGUGACUCAUCAUAGAGUUUGCUGUGGGCUCACUGGCUAAAUAUAGCCAUUGCUACAUGUACAGUACAUGUGCAUGCAUUGUGUACAGUGUGCCCUUUACAACAAAAAUACAUAUCAUCCAAUAGCCUGUUGACAAGAAGGUCACGAGUCCAUCAGGUGUGCUUGUGAUGCAAUCCUUGUAGCUGUCAUCUGGACUUUUUACCUGUGAAAAUCACACCAGUCUGAAUUUGUACCGGGAGUGACUAUUUCUGGUUUCUGCUGGGUGGAAGCCAAAUGAACUAGUCUGAUGGUCCCCAAGAAUAAAGCUGAUCUGGAGACAAGACAAGCACUGUUGAAAAACUGUUGAGUGAGACAUCAUCUUCUUAGUUACAUUUUAUUUUGGGUACUCCAGGCAAAUCAACUCUGCCGCUGACUUCUCUCGUCACCACCCAUGACAAGUGAACACAUUGUAGCCCCAGCCACUCUCCCUUUCCAUUCCUCACCAAAGGACCGACCAGUCAGCAGCCUUCAUGCAUCUGGUAUUGGAUGUGCCAGCAGCCCAUCCGUUCAAGAUCCCCGUACAUAAAAUGAACAGUAGAGCGCCCCCUGUCUGCCGGUGGACCCACAUGGUUCCGCCGAGCUUGCUUGCUGAGCUGUUCCAUGGUGGGAAUUUAGAGAACACUCUCUUAAUAGACAGCAGGUCCUUCUUGGAGUAUAACACAUCCCACAUUGUGAACUCAGUCAAUAUUGGAUGCUCCAAAAUUGUGAAAAGAAGGCUGGAACAGAAUAAGCUCUCCAUCCAGGAACUCCUGUCCACAUCCGGUCAAGAAGAGAAAUUUGGUCCCUCAUGUGAUGUCAUAGUCUAUGAUCAGAGUUCACAGGACGUCAGCCGACUGUGUCCCGAAAGCUUUAUUGUUGUCCUUCUCAGCAAGCUAACUGAAGCAUUCAAGACGGUCUCUAUGCUGUCAGGAGGCUUUACAGCCUUCAAGACUGCCUUCCCCUACCUGUGUGAGCCACAGGGCCAAGCACAAUGCACGAUGCUGGGCCCAACCCUCUCACAGCCCUGCCUGCCCGUGGCUAAGGUGGGCCCCACCCGGGUCCUGAACUACCUGUACAUCGGCUCACAGCAGGACGUCCUGGAUGAGGACAUCAUGCGGGCCAACGGCAUCAACUACGUGCUGAACGUCAGCAAGACAUGCCCCUCGCCCCGGCACAUUGCGCCGGGCCACUUCCACCGCAUCCCUGUCCGGGACAACUACGGGGAGAAACUCCUGCCGUGGUUUGAAGAUGCCAUGAACUUCAUUGAAAAAGUACGGUCAGCAAAUGGUUGUGUCAUUGUUCACUGCUUGGCUGGUAUCUCGCGGUCACCAACAGUGGCAAUAGCCUACAUCAUGAAGCACAUGAACUUGAGUGUUGAUGAGGCAUACAAAUAUGUAAAAGAGAAGCGUCAGUCCAUAUCUCCUAACUUCAACUUCCUGGGCCAACUCUUAGAGUUUGAGAAGCGCCUUCAUAGAGAUAAACCACUGAAGAGUUUGCCCCCUGAACUGUCAACUGCGACAGGCACGACCACAACAAGCAGCCAGUCUACCUCGGUUUCCAGUGAUUCCAAAUUGGCAACAUGCCCAAUUCAGCUAGUGGAAGAUGUCACAACGGCCUCUUCAACCCAGCCCCGUCCGACUGUCCGGGUGACAAAGCCAGGGGCCCCUUUUCCCGAGCCCAUCCUGUUGACAGAGGAUAGCCAAGCGGUCACAUCGGAACCAACCACCCCUUUAAGUGCUGAGCACAGAACUCACAAGAGGUCCAUCAGUGAACAGAAGGACGGGGAGCUGUCAACCCUUCCGGUAGAUUGGAGUCCUAAGCAUCGGUCACGAACAUUACAAAGGCCACGUGGGCUGGAUGUCAAGGUGUCAAAAAUGGGUCCCAUUUAUCUGGGCUCUCCUCCCUCAUCUGAGUCCAAGAAGCCACGGUCUGGAAGCAGCAGCCCCUGUGGACUGCUUGACCAGCUGGCCUGGGGCACCAGCCACCUCAGUGUCAACUCACCCGAGGUACGCCACAAGAAUCCAUUUGUUGAGGCCUGUGCAAGACUUGCAGAGAAGCGACUUCAAGAUGAAGCAGAAAACCGCACCCGAGAUGAAGCCAACACAGGCCAACAAUCCAGUGUCAGAACGGAGGAGACCAAAGCAAUUGCUGAAACUUCUUGCGCUCCCCUUGAACUACCCAGGAAACCUGAGCCCCAAAAGCUAAUUCCUAUUAUAGAAACCAAAAAGCCUGACCCACACACAGAAAAGACUGAAACACAAACCAAACAGACUGAAACACAGUUACAAGUGUCUGCAGUCAUUGAACCCCGCGUCCCUAUUGACCCCAGCAUCGCAGGAACUGCUACCGGAUUAACAAACCCAAGGAAAGAAGAUCAAAGAAAAGUCAUUGAUGUAAAAAGACGAGGUAUUCUAAAGAUGGAUGGCAAAUCCAAGGCUAAGGGUAGGAGCAGGUCCCCACGCACCAUUAGCCCACGCCCAAUGCAAAUGGCUAUCAAGCAGACUUCGACAGGAAAGUUGCAGGUCAAUGUCAAGCCUGCCAAGGAGUCUUUCCAGCCCAAGGUGAAGAAGGUUCCCUCACCAAGCGAAACAUCGGUCGGCUUUCAGUUUGGCCGAACGCGGGUCGGAAAGAUUAUGGAUGCUGUACUUCCUAACACUGGGACCAAAUACAAGACGGGUAAGGCCAAGGGCAAGGACUUGCCACAGCUGAUGGUGGCCCAAGAAGUGCAUGUCCAGCUAGAAACGCCCAAGCAUUCAUCCUCCGGGAACAGAGGCUCCUCCCCAAAAGAUCCACUAAAUCCAUUCUUUUCUCGCCAGAUCAGCACACAUUCACAGAGCAGUGACACCAGCUCUGGAAUAUCGCCGUCAUGUGACAGUGAGUCAGGAUCCUUGGUUCUUAACAGCCCUUGCAGCUCAGGAAUUUCCCCAGAUUAUCCCACCCAAUCACCAAAUCUCUUUGACAGCCUAGGGAAUCUCGUGCAGUCACCUUCGCUAACAGAAGUAAAAUCUUGUCCAACUUUUUCCACAAUAACAGAAACAGGAGUCAGUUCCAAUGCAACUGCCCAGCAGUUGAACACUGCUACUCCAUCAACUGAAGAAUGCAAGACCAACGUGUGGCAAAAACGUAAAGAAAGUGGCAACAGUUUUGAGGAGUCUGGAGGUAGACUGGACCGGUUGCCACCAGAGAGACUGGGUGGACAUGUUGCAAAGCGCAGCCAGGCAAUCUCAGAUCACACAGACUGCGAGCGGAGUGACACGCGUUGUAGCCGCAAGACGCCCAUGGUGGUUGCUGGCCGCAGUGCGUCGUGCGAGGAAAUUAGCUCCUGCGCUCGGGAGGCGGUGUCCGAGAUAGUGGUCCGACCGAGACGAGAGAUCAUCGACAUGAGCAGCUAUGGCACUGGCAUGGAGGGCGAGGAAGACGAUUACGACAGUCGUUCACUGAGCAGCCAGCGUUCACUUAGCAGCAGUUGUGAAAUGAUCGAAGUUUCAUGAUAGAACAAGAUUCAAGUGAUAGCAUGCUUAAGGCAAGGGGCCAAUUGUAUAGCGUUGCUGAGCAUAGAAUUUUGCCAAGCAAAGAAAAUAUUUGCUUAAAAGAAGGUUACCAUCCAAAAUCUCAUGCACUAUCUCUUGUGACUUGUUUCCAGCUGAUUGUUUGGUUAUCGCGUAAAUGCUAAGCAGUACACUCCCUGCUGAGCAUCUCUGUGAAAAAAGAGAAUAACAAGGGUAUGCAUAAGACACUGAAAUAGCCACUGUCUAUUCACUGAAAUACAAUAUUACAGAAGCUGACAGUGAAAAGCUGACACAAAUGAUAUCUAUAUGCAGAUGGAACGUGGCAUUUCAUCCGGACCGCUACUUUUCCACUGACAUGAACUUUGACCCUAAAUGGAACAGUUGCCAUUAUCCGGAAAAUUUAGUACAUUAAUCCGCUAGUAAUAUGAGUAGAUUUGUUUUUAUUCGUCAACUCAUUGAUGUGCAAAUGAAAGGUUUCUUGGAAGGAAGGCUUUGCGUUAUGUGGUAGUUCAGAGUAAGUCAUCGAUUAGUUUUGAUUCAGUACACUAUUUUGUGCUUUCUGUUUGACAGAAAAUAAUAAGUAUUUUUCUGUAUUUAUGUAUAUUUUACAAAAAGCAAAUUAUUUGUAUAUAAUGACAAGCCAGGUGGCGCUUUACAGAUAUAUGUCUUGUACACUACUAUUAUGAUUAUUGGAGUCUGAGAGUUGCAACAAAAUCAGAUUUUCUACUCUUUUACCGGUGAAACUGACAAGUUGAAUUUGGGCAUGGUAUAAAAAUUAUAAUUCCUCAUGAAGGACAAUGCAAACAUAAGUACACUAAUUCGUUGACAAGAUUCCAGCUUUUCACAUUUUGUAGCUCACAGGUGAAGGAUAAUGGUCUUUGACAAAAACGUGCGAAAAAAGAAAGAAAAAAAAAUAUUUUAUUUAUUUAUUGUUGUAUCACCUCUGCACUACUAAUGGAGUAUUCCACAUUCUUGAUUAAAACAUGGAGGGACCACUUUCUGAGGGGUGAGUCUGUUGAGGCACAUAAACAGUACAAUUUAAUUGAAAAUAUGAUUCCAGCCUCUGUGCUACCCCUGAAAGAAUGGAGUAACCCUUAUUGUUUAUAACGAAAUGGAACUAACCAUUAUGUCAUGCAGUAGAGGAGGAUAUUUUUUACAAAAUCAGAACUUGAAUUUCAUCACUUACUGCUUUAUAUAAACCUUUUAUAUGAAAAAUGAUGCCUAAAAAGUAAAAAAAAAAAUGCCAAGUAUUCUAUUACUUUUGUCGAAUACGUUGUCGUGCUCCUAAGUUCUACCAAUUCUUGUGACUUGUGUGAAGUGAUUUUGAAAGAUGAAAAUUGUGAACGAGUCCUAAUAGGAAGUAAUCUAAACUACCUCCAGAUGUUGUAGAGACGAUCACAAAUAUAUAAUGUUUUUAUCUUAAACAAAACAGUGUCUUGUAGUAGCAAAGGAAAUUGUGACAAAUAAACAGUUAACAUUUUGUAGAUGGUGCUGUGCGAAGACUUUUUCUAACUACACACACGUAGGAUUGAUUUUACUAGUAAACUAAACUUCCUCUAUUUUUUGAUGUACCCUAUAUUUCAACACUUGUCUCAAACUUGUCACUUAGAAGAUUUCCUCUGUGUAAGUAACCCCAGCAUAGACUGUACAUUUAGUAUUUGACUGAGCCACAGAAAAAAAAGCAGAUUUGGCAUUCUUGUUUAAUGUCUGUGAUAUUUAAAACCUCAACAUUUUAGUGCAUUAUGUCUUACUCAAAACUGGCCGAGGUCAGUGGACUAAAUAGAGGAGCUAUCCAAGGGAUUCUAUAUUUUUUUUUUCCCCACUGAGGGGGCUAAACAUAAUACUCACACCUGGGGAUGAGAUUGAAUCGGUUCUUAAAGGUUCAGGCAUGCACCUUUUUUUUUUCAGAUUACCUGAUACCUUGUUUUAUUCAUGUGCAUGCUUUUAGGAACUGGGAAACACUUCACAAAGUCUUGAGCAGCUUAGAAUUUCCUUGUUGGUUGGUUUUGAGCUUGUUUGUUGCAAAUCAAAGAACUGAUGUAUUCUCUACAGUCCUACUAGUUUUUUCUUUACGUCAUUCCAUAAAACAGAAUUGCUUGCACACUCAGGAGACAAUAUUGUCUUAGAAAUGGCCGCAGCACUUUGACUCUGAUAAACAUGGUUUGAGCAAAUGAAGUGGGAAGGGCAGUAUUUCAUAUUACAACUGCUGACAGAGUGACAGAAAAUAACCCAGCAUGGGUUUACAGCUCUUAAGCAAUAAACAUUGUACAGUGCACCAGUGAGUGAUGCAAAUGAAAUGAACCUUAUCAGUCCGGAGUGUGUAUUGAGACUGCAUGUAGGUGAAUGGGUAAAACAUUGAGGAUAGUUUUUUUUUUUUUAAGUUGAUGUGUUUCAAAUUGUUUUUCCUGUCCACUUUUAUUGCAGUUAUUUUUGAAAUAAUGGAUUUCUCAUUUCUUGUGUCACAAAUUUUAUGUGCAGUAACAGUUUUCAAUCUGGACAUAUCAAGACUGUUUAUUCUUUAUGUGAGCCCCUUCUUGUUUUUGGUCAUCUGCCUUUAUUGUAAAAAAAAAUACAAGUUAACAGAUUUAUUUCACUUCAAUCCCAUCAGUGUUCACAUUGCCCUGCUCUUUCUCCCCUGAGAUUUAUCCUGCACAGUACUGUUGGAUGAACCCCACUCCCUUGUGAAAACCUCAUUUUUUUAUUUUUUUAUAUUUUACAGUACACCAUACAGAAUUAAAAACAACACUAUGUCACAGUAUCAGUUUGCCAUACUUUUGUUAGCAAUUCUCUUCAACUUCCACUUCCAUUGAAACACCUGGAACAGUUUAUAAGCAGCCAUCUCAAGACAUUUUGCCAGACUAGUCUGGAAAUGAGAAUUUGUGUUUCUUGUGCAACCGUGUGUCAGCCACAGAUGCGCCACAAUCUCCAAAACAAACGGAUGGAUAACUGGAUCUUUAAAAAGUCUUGUCAGUUCACAUCAAAUUUGCUGUGUUGUACCUGCAUAGUGGCAUUGCAGACUGCUUGGCCACCUUAGGCAGGCUUAAAUAUUAUGAAAAAAGGAAAAUCUCACAAAAUGUUUGGUGCUUAGUCUAUUUUUGUGCCUUUAUAUAAAUUAGCCACAGAAAUUUAUGAGGUGAUUUGGAGGUUCGGUUGUAGUAGGCAGCGGGUGAGAAUGAAGUAAUGUAUCAGACUAUUAUAGUGAUGUGCUUAAAUUGGUUUGUAGUUUAUGCUAAACAGGAUUAUAGUUUAAUAUACCCUACCUGGAUCAAUCUGUGAUUAUUUGGUCUUGUUCUUGUAGUUUAUGGACUACAUUUUGUUGUUGGUUGGUAGUUACGGUGACUUUGUAGUGAACUUCAGCUUUUUUGUGCAUUUGGCUGAUCAAUUUUCAAAAACUUCACUGUCUCUAAAGUAAUUUGUUUUGUAAGAAAUCAGAAUUCAGAAACAAACGUCAUUUGGUACAAAUUUCUGCUUUGAAAUGUGUAGUCAUGUUCUCAAAAUGGUUUUACUCCUUUUUUUACUCUACUGAUUGACGCCACAGUCCUGUUGUCUGUAGACGUGCUUAGUAAAAGUUGGCAACCCAGAAAGUAUCAUAACAUAAUGUAGGUCUUCUCGGAAAAGACGAAAAACCAUGCUAUUUUAGACGAGGGUUGACAACUACAAUGAAACCAUGGAUAAAUCAAAAACAAUUUGCCCAUUGAUCUCCAAACUCAUCACUUUAUCCUUCAUGCUUAACAAAUGUGUGAAUCUUUAAAUGUUUGUAUUUAUUUAAAAUUGUGAAGGACACAAAAUAUAAUAGAUAUAUAAUUCUUCAUUGUCAUUUGAGGCAAAAUUUCUGUAUUUUUGUGGCACUUUCUGGCAUCAAAAAGAGAAGUAUAUAUUCAGGUGUUACAAAUUGUGUUCUUGCCUUUGUUGUAAAGAUGAAACAAAAACAUAUUUUGUUAGAUGUAAACAUGUAAAAAUGGUACCGGUAUUGGAAUUUGACUGAAUUGUACUAUUCAAGAGAAUGUGUUAGAAAGUGGUAGAAAGGCUUCAUUUCACGUUUCAUUUCUUAAUGCUUCUGUAAGAGUGGAUCUGAUUGGUCAAAGUGCUUGAUCACUUUAUCCCAUUUCAUUUCUACCAACCAAUGGAAUUAACUAUUAGAUGAUCCGUUGUGUUUUCCAUGAAGUCAUAGAGAGAAGGAGGUAGACUUGUGUUACGUCCUGUGACCAGUUGUAAAUAAAAGAGAACUAAGACUUGCGCAGAUCAGGCAAUAGAGGGAAUAAGGAACGCAGAGAGAAGAAUUUGUGGUAAGUGUGUAGCUUCAUAUAGAUACGACUGUAGUUUUCCAAGAUGCUGUAGCAGGUUUUUCUGUUUUCCUUUGUGUUUUAUAUGUAAAUGUGGAAGUGAGAGGAGCAAUAAAAAGAAUUACACAUCCGAGAGAGAAAAA
Molecule: messenger RNA, 9594 nt
Organism: Acanthaster planci (crown-of-thorns starfish)
Lineage: Eukaryota; Metazoa; Echinodermata; Asteroidea; Valvatida; Acanthasteridae
Biological process (GO): peptidyl-tyrosine dephosphorylation; negative regulation of MAPK cascade
Cellular component (GO): cytoplasm
Molecular function (GO): MAP kinase tyrosine phosphatase activity; protein tyrosine/threonine phosphatase activity; MAP kinase tyrosine/serine/threonine phosphatase activity
Source: RefSeq, a predicted model, not a curated record